This is a messenger RNA of Chrysemys picta bellii (western painted turtle), 4366 nucleotides long. NCBI's taxonomy places the organism in Eukaryota, Metazoa, Chordata, Testudines, Emydidae. The record is from RefSeq and is a predicted model, not a curated record.
GGGCUGUCCAUGCAAAUGAAGGGGGCGUGGGGAGCGUGUAACUCGGGGCCCCGGAAGAGCGGAGAAACCCCAUAUAAAAACUACUGGGGACAUUUCCCAGGCAGAACUACUAAAGCUCCAGAGACAGCAGCACCCGGGGCGGCCGGGCACAGCAGCUCCGCGCAGCGCAGCGCAGCACACGGCGCCGAGCAAGCCAGCAGGCGGAGCACAAGUAGCCAGGAGAAGCAGAAAGCGGGGCAGAUAGCGGCUCCCGGGUCGGGCGCGCUCCCAGGCUGGGCACAGGCGCAGCGCCGCUUUGCUGUCUCCAGCAGGCAACUCUCCCCCCAGAGCGAAGCAAGGAGACAUCUCGCAAAAGGGACGUACCAGGCUCCCGAGAGGAAACGGCUGCGGACCAUGGCUGACGAUGAAAUCGCCCGCAGCCCCAGCAGUAGCAGCUGCAGCGGGAGUGGGAAUUGCACGGGCACUUGCGGCGAGAACCCUCAUUGCAACGUGCUGAGCUGGGAACAAGUGCGGCGCUUGGAUCGCAUCCUGAGCGAGACCAUCCCCAUCCACGGCCGGGGCAACUUCCCCACGCUGGAGAUGCAGCCCCGGCAGAUCGUGAAGGUGGUGCGGAGCCGCCUGGAGGAGAAGUGCAUUGGGGUCCGAGACGUGCGACUCAAUGGCUCGGCAGCCAGCCACAUCCUGCACCAAGACAGUGGCCUGGGCUACAAGGACUUGGACCUCAUCUUCUGCGCAGACCUCAAAGGGGAAGCCGAGUUUCAGACUGUGAAGGACGUGGUCUUGGACUGCCUUUUGGAUUUCUUACCUGACGGAGUUAACAAGGAGAAGAUCACCCCGCUUACCCUCAAGGAAGCUUAUGUGCAGAAAAUGGUAAAAGUAUGCAAUGAUUCAGACCGAUGGAGUCUCAUCUCCUUGUCCAACAACAGUGGCAAAAACGUGGAGCUGAAGUUUGUGGACUCUCUGAGGAGGCAGUUUGAGUUCAGUGUAGACUCCUUUCAAAUCAAAUUAGAUUCCCUUCUGCUUUUUUAUGAAUGCUCAGAGAAUCCCAUGACUGAAACUUUUCACCCGACCAUCAUUGGUGAGAGUGUCUAUGGGGAUUUCCAAGAAGCCUUUGAUCAUCUCUGCAACAAGAUAAUUGCCACCAGAAACCCAGAAGAAAUCAGAGGAGGUGGCCUUCUUAAGUACUGCAACCUUUUGGGACACAAGAAGACAACAAACAAACAAAACAAACAAACAAACAAAAAAACACAAGCUUGUGAAUCAGUGGUGGAGAAAAUGCCCUAUUUUUUCCUUGGCAAAUACCUGUAUAAAGUUAAUAUUGUCAGUGUGAUGUUAUCAUAGGUACGUGUGUGUAUGUUUGUGUGUGCGCGCGUGUGUGUGUGUGUAUAUAAUAUAUAUAUAAUACACACAAACACGCACACACAAUGUAUAUAUUAAAUGUGGUCUAGGAAAAUGUAGCAAUUAAGGAAUGUUUAAAUAAAGUACUGUGUGUUUUCCAGUUUGCAACAGGAUGUCAUAGGACAGUGAGCACCUUGCAGAGAAUUUAUAACCCACACCUGAAAAUUUGCAGUAAAUGAACCAGUCAGGAUUAAGGUGGGAUACAAAUAAAUGUCUUUGGUUGCAAGAACAAAGAUUACAGUAAUUCAGUGAGUUGCUUGUGAGCCAUAAUAAUUCCACAAAUGGAUAAACAUUUGAUUAGCUGAUGCUUUUUUUCACAUUUUGUACUGUAAUACCAUUUUGACAUUUAACCCACUAAUUUUGUGACUGCAUACCUCCAUGAUGUAUAAUUCAGUGGAACGUGGAUCAAAGAUAGGCUAUUUAAACCCCCUGACAGCUAAAGAAUAUUGUAUUAGUUGGUCAUUUGAACACUAAUUGUUAAUAUUUAAAGGAAUAUUUUAAUAGAAUGCAUUAUGCAUUCCAGGACCACUAGAAUUUAGUAAAUGUGAAAUGAAUCAUUUUUAAGAGUGUUGCACGGUUGCUUAAAAUUAUAUUUUAUAUAUAUAUAUAUAUUAUAUAUAUUUUUAUGCAAAUAUUAAACAUCUUUGAUCUGGUUGUCACACUGCAUUUACAAGUUUAGUACUGUACUUUAUUUAAAUGGAAUCACUUUACAUUGGAACUAUAACUAUUCACUUUCGUUUCCUCGCCCAAGAGACCAGUGGAGGGUGGGGGGUGGGAAGAAAUCGACCGUUUCACUAUUUUCACUUCAGAGACAUCUCUUGGGGGAGGACUGGUUUUGAAAUUCUAGUGCAGUAUUUUCUGCAUCAUUUAAGUUUCAGGUAAAAGAAGAUUAUGUUUAAAAAUGUGUGUUUGGAAAGGGAACUGUUAUCCUGGAAGUGUGUUCUCCCCUUGUCAUUACAGAGCUACUAAGACAAGUUUAUUUUUGCUGCCCUUUGUACUUUUAUCUUUGAAGGCAAGUUUAACAGGAACCUGAUUUGUUUACUGAAGCACCUUUCUUGUGACUUCUUCAGGAAAUGGAAAAGCUAUUUCAUUGUGUUUACUUGGGAGUCUUUGUCCCCACCUUCUCUUUUCUUCUCUCCCUCCCUUCCACAUUGGCUGCAUUCUUUCCUCUCUCUCUUUGGUCAGGGGAAGGCCUUUCUUGAUUAAUUAUGAAAAGGAAGGGUUUGUUUCACAUGGCCUAUUACUUCAAGCUGUAGAUCAAGACUGUGAUGUACUUGUCAAACCCAGAGCAUUGCCUGUAGCUGUCUGAAGGGUUUUCUAACGGAAGCUAAGGGGAGGGCUGGGGAAAUAGGAUCAGCUGGUAAUGUGGUAUGUCCUCUCUUACCACAACUAUUUGCAGCAAAUAAAUGAGUCAUCUGCUAUUUAAAAGGGUUUGGGAAUCUAUAGCUGUGCCUCAACCACAAAAUGCUGAUAAUACAUGAGACAAUGUACUUUUCCUUUGGAGGGCAGCCUUUUUAAAAAAAAGUUUUGAUUUAUUUCCUCUUUCAGCUGAAAUUUUAUUACUUUUUAUGAUUGACAGCAGCUGUUCAUUUUGUAGUACAUGCAGCAGGGCUCAGCCUACUGCACCUUUCAGCAUGCACAUUUUGAUACAUAUAUAAUAUGUUUUGGGAUAUAUUAUAUAGGUAUUAGACCUAUUUUGCAUAUGUAAAUGAACAAGUGGUGGAACUGGUAGGGCUUUGUUUUCUCGGUGGCUGGUAGUUUUAAAAGGUGUCUGAUGUCAGUGGUGGGAAGGAGUCAUGAGUUCAGGCCAAGAGUAAAAUAAGAACAUCUUUUCAAAGCUGGAUUGCUUCUGUGGUUUGCACACCUUCCCCUUCAUAACGUCUGAUUUUUGUUUUUUUUCUCUCUCUUUCUCUCGCUUCAGAACACUAGUACUUUUACAGGAAAAAAGCUCUUGGUAUUCAGUAGGCUUCACUUUCCGAUCCAAUCAGCCAUUUCAGCUUAGAACUUGCUGAAGAAACAGUACUCCCUUUAAAAUGCUGAACUGAUUAAAAAGGUUGAUCUGAUUACAGUCAAACUGUUGUGUGACAGUUGGAUUUAUUGGUAAUCAACAGGGAGCUAAACUUGUUUUAAUAUAAAUAUAAUGAAACAUCUGAGAGCUUUGAAAUCAGAUUAUUUUCUGAUAUGUAUAAAACCCCCAAAAUGUAAGAACUUUCUCUUAAAAAUAGAAGGGAAAGUAAAAACACCAAUGAGAUCACACCAUAUCUUUCCUAACUCCUUUUUUUGUGUGUGCUUUAAAAACAAUUUGUUGCUUAUUUUACACAAAGUCCUUCAAGCAAAGCUUUAAAUCACAUCUUGUUAAAUGUUCUGCAUAUGAAGCGUAUUAUGUUGGAGGCUCAUGCCAGUUCAAAAGAAGGCUUUUUGUUGUUGUUGUUGUUGUUUCAUUGAGAAAAUGAAGUGUGUUAGGUAAAACUGCAGAUAUAAGAAAAGGAAAGAAAAUGUAAUGACAUAUUCAGCAUCUAUUUGAAUAUACUCUUUUGUAUGGUUUUCUUUUAGCAGACAAUUUCCACUGCAAGAAAGAAAAUCCGUGUACUAUCUUGCUGUUGUAAUAAUGGCUUGCUAACAAAGUAAAUAGCAAAAAAAAAAGGCCUGCAAAUUUCAAUACAGCUUGGUUGAAGCACUGCAAACUCUUGCAGUCUGUAGGAGGCUGUGCACAUUUGAUCUCCCUCAGAAUUCCAUACAACUGUUGCCUUCUGUGAGGCAUCCUGUUGCAGCAAAUUGCUCCUUGGAUUGCUCUUGUGGAACAUUUUGACUAUAGGCUCUGUCACAGACAGAAAAAAGAGCUGAUGGAAAACAGACUCUAAGAGCUGAAGUGUUUGCAUCAGUGCUAGAGGGAACAGAUUGUGAAUUUUGUUUACAGCAUCCAAUAUUUGGAUUUUUUUGUAAAUAAAAAGUUAUUUUUUUCUAUUGA